This is a messenger RNA of Tremella mesenterica DSM 1558, 456 nucleotides long. RefSeq lists its product as uncharacterized. The transcript is spliced from 3 exons. NCBI's taxonomy places the organism in Eukaryota, Fungi, Basidiomycota, Tremellomycetes, Tremellales, Tremellaceae. The annotation marks the transcript as partial. Gene Ontology annotation, molecular function: protein binding. The record is from RefSeq and is a predicted model, not a curated record.
AGACCUACGGAGGAAGAAGAAGAAGAAUUCCUGCUGAGUUGUCGAUAUGGUGAAUUGGACGAAGUGAAAAACUAUGUGGACAAAUUUGGUUGGGAGACUGUCGUUUUGGCCAGGGAUGAGAGAGGGAACACAUGUUUACAUAUGAUAUGUGGGAAUGGACAUUUAGAUAUACUGGAAUACCUCCUUCCUCAUCUUCCCGCCGAGCUAUUGUCAACAACAAACGAAGCAGGUUCACCACCAAUACAUUUCGCAGUGAUAAAUAACCAUACAGCUAUCGUUCGUUCAUUAGUAGAGCUGGGGGAAGAAAAUGGUGGAGGAAUAAAACUUCUCAAACAAACCAACGCUGCUGGAAAAGACGCAUUUUCCAUAGCUAUGUUCGCAGGAGAAGGGAAAGAAGAAGUGGCAGGAUGGAUAGAAGGGUAUUUAUGGAAAGUUGAAGGUGGUGAUGAGGAAGAA